Molecule: messenger RNA, 530 nt
Organism: Trypanosoma cruzi
Lineage: Eukaryota; Euglenozoa; Kinetoplastea; Trypanosomatida; Trypanosomatidae
Product: peptidase T, putative
Exons: 1
Source: RefSeq, a predicted model, not a curated record
AUGGCAGUUAAAAGCUUGGAGGAUCGGCUUGUGGAGCGCUUCAUGCGUUACUCCGCCAUCUCCAGUCAGAGCAACCCGGCGAAUGUCGGAAAGUGCCUGCCGACGUCUCCUGGGCAGCAGGAACUCGCUGAGCUUCUUGCCGCGGAGCUGCGUGCCAGCGGUCUGGAGGACGUUGUGUGCGACGACCACGCGACGGUGACGGCAGUCAAACGGGGGCGCAGGAAGGAUUGCCCGACCAUCGGCUUUAUUGUUCACCUUGACACGGUUGACGUUGGCCUCAGUCCUGUUGUGAAGGCUCAGAAGCUGCGCUACGAGGGCGGAGAUAUUUGUCUCAACAAGGAGCAGGACAUUUGGCUGCGUGUGGCGGAACACCCCGAGAUUGAACGGUACGUGGGCGAAAACAUAUUGUUCAGCGAUGGCACGAGUGUUCUUGGCGCGGAUGACAAGGCGGCCGUGACGACCGUGAUGGAGAUGAUCACGAGCCUGCGGCCAAAUGAAAAGCAUGGAGACAUCAUUGUCUGUUGCGUCCC